Molecule: messenger RNA, 2228 nt
Organism: Xiphophorus hellerii (green swordtail)
Lineage: Eukaryota; Metazoa; Chordata; Actinopteri; Cyprinodontiformes; Poeciliidae
Gene: yif1b
Product: Yip1 interacting factor homolog B (S. cerevisiae)
Exons: 8
Coding region: 108-1037 (309 amino acids)
Biological process (GO): endoplasmic reticulum to Golgi vesicle-mediated transport
Cellular component (GO): endoplasmic reticulum-Golgi intermediate compartment; COPII-coated ER to Golgi transport vesicle; Golgi membrane
Source: RefSeq, a predicted model, not a curated record
UGUAAAUGUUAUGAAUCACUUCCCCCUGUAGCUAGCUGACUUGUCUUAACUCCAUCUGAUUUCAGUUAGAUAGUUUGACAGCUGCUGCUCCUGCAGGGCCUAAUCAGAUGGAGUACACUGCCGCACAGAGUGGGUUCAGACAGCGUAAGUUACAGCAUAAUAUGCGUUUGAGGAACAGCUCAAUGGAUGGGUCAGAUGGCAGCCAGCUGUUUGACGACACAAGUGCGACAGGGCCAGGGGCUCAAGGAGUCUACAGAAAUCAGCAGGCUGGCCCUCAAGCAGCAGGAGGACUUCCUGGCCAGUCCCUCCUGGCGGACCCCAUGUCCAACCUGGCCAUGGCUUACGGCAGCUCACUGGCAUCCCAGGGGAGGGAAAUGGUGGACAAAAAUCUGGACAGAUUUAUUCCCAUAUCCAAGCUGAAAUACUACUUUGCUGUUGACACGGUGUACGUCGGAAAGAAGCUUGGAAUUUUAGUUUUUCCUUACAUGCAUGAGAAUUGGGAGGUGAGUUAUCAGCAGGACAUCCCUGUUGCCCCGCGCUUUGAUGUCAACGCUCCUGACCUUUACAUUCCUACUAUGGGCUUCAUCACAUACAUCCUGGUGGCUGGUCUGGCUCUUGGUACACAGAACAGGUUUUCCCCAGAGCUUCUGGGAGUUCAGGCCAGCUCGGCGUUGGUGUGGUUGAUCAUGGAGGUCCUGGCGGUCCUGCUUUCACUCUACCUCGUCACUGUCAACACUGACCUCACCACCAUAGACCUUUUAGCCUUUUCAGGAUACAAAUAUGUCGGAAUGAUUUUAGGCGUUGUCGCCGGUCUUCUGUUUGGAAAGCUAGCGUAUUAUCUCUCCCUGCUGUGGUGUUGUGCCGCCAUCUUUGUCUUCAUGAUCCGCACUUUGCGUCUGAAGCUCUUAUCCGAGGCGGCUGCUGAAGGGAAGCUGGUGAGAGGAGCCAGGAACCAACUGAGGAUGUACCUCACCAUGUCCAUCGCAGCGGCGCAGCCCGUCUUCAUGUACUGGCUCACCUACCACCUCAUCAGAUAGAAGCUUCAACUCUCACUUUUGCAGGAGAAGAACUCUGCUGUCUGCAUGACAUCAUCUCAGAAACAGAAACACAAACUCUCCUCAAACACAGAACCACAUCGCUAAACUCACCGGGCAAAACGCUCGCUACCAAACAACAAAGAGGUGAGACAUUUCUGCCUCCGCCUCUGAGCACAGCCACGUUGUUAGUUUUGCUUUUUUUUUUUACAUUUAAUGUCUUCAUAUUUUGUAGCAAGAACAUGUGGCUUUAAUUGCUCUGCGUCUUUACUGCAUAAUUGCAUGUUUACUAUGAUUUUUUUUUUAUAAAUAUUUAUGUACGUCUGUGAAUUAAGUCAUUACGUUGCAGAUUUUGCUCGUCUGGUCAUCGCAGGUGUUUUAUUAAAGACUGCACAAAGAAAGCACAUUAGCCUCACAUUUACCCCGCCACCUGAUGCUAUGAGCAAACUCUAAUCCAGGUUGCUACCUGAUCGGCUAGCUUUUCCUAAAUAUUUUGUGUAACUUUUUCUGUCGCUUCUUUACUGAGAAAUGUCAGACCCUGUGGAGAAAAAGUUUACAUGACGAAUGCAGCUUCAAAUGUUUAACCCUUUAGUUUGUGCUCCGUGACAUGUGCGAGGUUUGUAAGAGCGGACGUCUUGGACAGAGACCUGCUGGAAGGAACGAUGUUAGAUGCAAAAACACAAAGAUAGACUGUAGAAGUUUACUGCUGAAUAAAUGUAAUUUAAUAUCAGACAUUUUUAUGUUUCCAAUAUUAAGGUUUAUUUCCAGCCCAGGUGUAAUUCACAUUGACAUGAAACUUCAAAUGAGCUCCUUCAUUGCUACUGAAGCUUUUUUUAAUGAGCACUUAUUUAAAUAUGAAGCAUUUUGCCUAGAAAGAUGCAUUCUUUUAUCGCUGCGACGUGAUGCUGACUGGGAGUCGAAGUUUACCGGAAGAAGGAAAGAUGAUAAAAUGAAGAAACUGAACAAUGAAAGUGAUGUAAAAAUUGGUUUUUAAACUGUUUGUAGCUAAAUUUGCACAACAAAAUGCCCCAAAUGUGCUGAAUUCUUGCAAAAAUAAAAAAACAAAUGAAAACUGUCCCAGACCCGUGAAGCAAAUCAGAAUUUACACAUCACCAUGUUGGACUCAGAUGUACAUUUUUAUCACUGUUCUGUUUAUUUAAUAUUUUUUGUCAAAAUAAAGAACUGUAAGACGUU